AUGUCCACGCAUCUGCUUCCCGACCUCUGCUUGUACGGUCUGCAGCAGAUCCGCUCCUUUGCCGUCUCACUUGAUCAGGACCGACUCGGCAUACGAGCACUGGCCCGCUCCAGGGUCCAGCGCCUGACACUCCGCGCCAGAAGCCGGCAAUCCCUCCAGCAUGGCUAUGGUCCAGCCCUAUUCGAUGCCUCUCAAGCGCAGACCCACUUCGAGAAGGACUUACUCCCCUUCGUCCGCGUUCUUCUCUCAAACUGCCACGCUCUCCAAGAGCUCCAUCUCGAAGGCGUUCCACGCGGCCUCCACCAUCACUUCUCCCGUCUGGCGCCUCACCUGACCACGUACGACUGCCUGAUGGGCCACUACGGCGCCGACAUUGAGCGCGACUUCUGGCUUCCCUCUCGCUGGACCCAGCUCCGCCAUCUGCAGCUCCACGGUCCGCGCUUUCGCUUCACACCGAGCGUAGCGACAGCACUAGCGUGCCUUCCGCAGCUGACGAGGCUCGGCCUGGUCGUGCCCAUGAUCGUCUCUUCGCCUUCCUCGCCUUUGAAGGAGUCCGGCGGGGUGGAGCUCGACAUGGCGGGCAGCAUCAAUCCGAUCCAGAUUCUCAUCGAUCGGUGCCCAUCUCUCGAGAUGCUGCUGCUCGUUGGGCAUGCCGAGAGUGAUUACGUCGGCUUUACGGAAAAGUACCGACGCUGGCUACGCAGGCUGCGUCGACCGCGUUUGAACGAUACAAAGGUGCGCCUGGAGCUCGUCACUGUCCUACGCCGCGAAGCGCACGACGAGAGCUAUGGUGCGUCGAGAACAAGGGUGCAUCCGUGCGAAGUGAGCGCAUGGACCAUGGGUCGCGCUCGACAUGGUCUGCAGUGGUUCGACGGUGCGCAACAGGAGGUGAAGGACGAAAAGCUGGAUUACUGGACAGAGUCAUUCGAGCUAGCCGAUCACCCUUCGAACCCCUCGACUGUUGCCACGACCAGCGCGACUUCAGCGUUGAUGAGCAGGACCGGCAGCAACUCGCCUCUCUCGGCCGGUGACGCCAAUGGUCGCAUUCAGCAACGCGCACGACAGCAUCAGCUUCGAACCCAAGUCGACGACGCCAUAGAAGCGGUCGACAUGCUCUCUGACGAUGAGGUCAGCUCGGACGAGCCUUAG
Kalmanozyma brasiliensis GHG001 is the source of this 1149-nucleotide messenger RNA. RefSeq lists its product as uncharacterized. The record is from RefSeq and is a predicted model, not a curated record. The coding region runs from base 1 to 1149 and encodes 382 amino acids. The transcript has a single exon. NCBI's taxonomy places the organism in Eukaryota, Fungi, Basidiomycota, Ustilaginomycetes, Ustilaginales.